AUGGCGCUUUCGGAGAAGCAACGGCCCCUCGGGGCCGGGGCCAACACAGACCCUGAAAACCAGACACUCCCCUCACCACCGCACAAACCCGUCCUGACCUCCGACCCUCGGUCGUGGGUGACGGGCGUGCCAUUCUUGAUCUGGCAAUUCACCGAGAAUGACUUCCCAACCUUCAUCAUCCCCAACUCAGCCUUUGGCAUCUUUGGCGCCCUGGCCGGCUCGCGCCUGCUCGAGGGCCCUCCACCCACAGUCGAGGAGAUCAUGUGGCGCAUCCCCAUCGUCAUCGGCUACAACUGGUACAUGACCUUCAUCUUUGACCUCGCCAACCAGCGCGGCGCCGACUCGGUGCAGGAGGACGCCGUCAACAAGCCCUGGCGGCCCAUCCCCAUGGGGUAUGCCACCAUGGACCAUGCCCGCAAGCUGAUCCUGGCCUUUAUCCCGCUUGCCCUCGCCUGCAAUUAUGCCCUGGGGGUGUGGCAUGAGGGUAUCUGGAUCAUGGUGCUUAUCUGGAUGUACAACGAUCUUCGCGGAGGGGAUCAUAUGCUGCGCGACCCGCUGAUUGCGGCGGGCUCGUUGGGAUUUAAUGGGGGCUCGCUUAAGCUUGCCGGCGGCCACGACCGCGCCAUGACCAAGGAGGGCAAGAUGUGGGUUGUCAUGAUCGCGCUGGUUAUCCUGACCACGGGAUACAUCCAGGAUCUCAAGGAUCAGGUUGGCGACAAGCUGCGCAGCCGGAAGAGUGUCCCCAUCCUGCUCGGCGACGGGCUUUGCCGCAUCGUCAUUGCCGGGUUUAUCCUGUUCUGGGCCUUUGUGUGCGCCUCGUUCUUCCAGCUUAAGUGGUGGGCUUUUGCUCUACCGGUUGUACUCGGAGCCGGAAUCGGGCUGAACGGGCUGCUGAGGCGGAAUCGGGAGGCGGAUUACGCGACGUGGAGGACUUGGUGUUUCUGGCUCAUUGUCCUGUUUGCGCUGCCUGCGCUGUCGAGGUUUUAG
Molecule: messenger RNA, 987 nt
Organism: Canariomyces notabilis
Lineage: Eukaryota; Fungi; Ascomycota; Sordariomycetes; Sordariales; Chaetomiaceae
Exons: 1
Coding region: 1-987 (328 amino acids)
Cellular component (GO): membrane
Molecular function (GO): transferase activity, transferring alkyl or aryl (other than methyl) groups
Source: RefSeq, a predicted model, not a curated record